CAGUUUCCACAUCUGCUUACUCAUCACCAGCCAAAAGUUUGGGAGACCCUGGAAUAACUCCACUGUCUCCAUCACACAUUGUGAAGGACUCUGAUGCAGAUGAUGCUGUAGAACAGUUAUUUCUUGUUGUUGUGGCUAUUGAUUUUGGCACAACAUCCAGUGGCUACGCCUACAGCUUCACCAAGGAACCAGAAUGUAUUCAUGUAAUGAGACGAUGGGAAGGUGGAGAUCCAGGCGUAUCCAAUCAGAAGACACCAACUACUAUUCUCCUAACACCAGAGAGAAAGUUUCACAGCUUUGGGUAUGCAGCAAGAGAUUUCUACCAUGACUUGGAUCCCACUGAAUCAAAGCACUGGUUGUAUUUUGAAAAGUUUAAGAUGAAGCUACAUACCACUGGUAAUCUUACCAUGGAGACAGACCUGACAGCUGCAAAUGGCAAAAAAGUCAAAGCACUUGAGAUAUUUGCUUACGCACUGCAGUUCUUUAAGGAACAGGCAUUAAAGGAGCUCAGUGACCAAGGAGGCUCGGACUUUGAAAACACUGAAGUAAGAUGGGUCAUUACAGUGCCUGCUAUUUGGAAGCAGCCUGCAAAGCAGUUUAUGAGACAAGCUGCCUACAAGGCAGGAAUGGCAUCUCCUGAAAACCCCGAGCAGUUGAUCAUUGCCCUGGAACCCGAGGCUGCCUCUAUCUACUGCCGAAAGCUCCGCCUGCACCAGAUGAUAGACCUGAGUAGUAGGGCGCCUGUCAAUGGUUAUAGCCCAAGUGACACUACUGGAACUGGAUUUACACAGGCUAAGGAACAUGUCCGUCGUAAUCGACAGAGUCGUACCUUUUUGGUGGAAAAUGUCAUAGGAGAGAUCUGGUCCGAACUGGAGGAAGGUGACCGUUACAUCGUUGUUGACAGUGGAGGAGGCACAGUGGAUAUGACUGUCCAUCAGAUCAGGCUCCCUGAAGGACAUCUUAAGGAGCUAUACAAGGCAACAGGUGGACCAUAUGGUUCUCUAGGUGUGGACUACGAAUUUGAAAAGCUCCUGUGUAAAAUAUUUGGAGAAGAUUUUAUUGAGCAAUUUAAAAUCAAGCGUCCUGCUGCCUGGGUAGAUCUGAUGAUAGCAUUUGAGUCCCGUAAACGGGCAGCAGCUCCAGACAGGACCAAUCCACUAAACAUCACUCUGCCUUUCUCCUUCAUUGACUAUUACAAGAAGUUUCGAGGUCACAGUGUAGAACAUGCCUUGAGGAAAAGCAAUGUGGACUUUGUGAAGUGGUCCUCCCAGGGAAUGCUGAGGAUGAGCCCGGAUGCAAUGAAUGCUCUUUUCAAACCUACAAUUGACCAGAUUGUUCAGCACCUUAGUGAUGUGUUUGAUAAGCCAGAAGUGACCAAUGUCAAGUUUUUGUUCCUGGUGGGUGGCUUCGCUGAAUCACCCUUACUCCAACAAGCUGUCCAGAAUGCUUUUGGUUCAAGAUGUCGAGUCAUCAUUCCUCAGGAUGUGGGGCUCACUAUCCUCAAAGGAGCUGUUCUCUUUGGUCUAGACCCUGCUGUCAUCAAAGUGCGGCGUUCACCUCUCACCUACGGUGUGGGUGUGCUCAAUCGAUUUGUGGAAGGGAAGCAUCCACCAGAGAAGCUUCUAAUCAAAGAUGGUACACGCUGGUGCACUGAUGUCUUUGACAAAUUUAUCUCAGCCGACCAAUCUGUAGCCCUUGGAGAAACUGUGACACGCAGUUACACACCUGCCAAACCUUCUCAGUUAGUAAUAGUGAUCAAUAUCUAUAGCUCAGAACAAGAUAAUGUCAGCUUCAUCACCGAAUCUGGAGUGAAAAAGUGUGGCACCCUUCGCUUGGAUCUCACGGGAACUGAUGCUUCAGUGCCAAACCGGCGGGAGAUCAAAACACUUAUGCAGUUUGGGGACACUGAAAUCAAAGCCAUGGCCGUUGAUGUUGCCACCUCUAAAAGUGUCAAAGUUGGUAUUGAUUUCUUAAACUACUAACAGCCCAUUAUCCCCACCAAAGCCUGUUUGUGAGACUGAUCUUCCACUAUGCCAUUUUUUGACUUUCAUAUAUCACGUAAUCAACUUGAAUUUCAGCAGGCUAUAGGAGAACAGCUAGUAAGGUGGGGUGUGUCAUGUUUGUGCCCCUUGAUGACCAAAGACUGGAUUUUGAAAGACCCUUAAAAAGUUUUGGGAGCAAAAGUUCCAGAGGUAGUAGAAGUUCCCAAGUUACUCAAGCAUGCUUAAAGAUCUACCUUUAUUAAGUAAAUACUUAUUAUUGUUGGGUCCUGAAGAUUAGUUAAAAAGAUAUAAAAUCAUAAUCUCUUUGCCUUGUUCUUGUUCUUCUUCCUCUUCCUCCCAAGAAAAACUCACUAACCCACGUGGUUGUUGUAGGGGGCGUAUCUGUGUGGGGUAUCUGUUUAAACGGCACUAUCCUCUGGCAAUGGGAACAAAUUAGCAGUCUAUAGUAUUCUUUUGUUCCUUUGAUUUUGCCCUGUGCUUUCAAAAUUUUAAGUGCUGAAAAUCAAUGACUUAAAGAAGUGGGAACUGAGUUUCUUAAAUUCUGAGAUCCCACUGAAAAGAAAAUCCUCAUAAAUCCUUAAAAUUAGAUUUAGGGGAAAAAAAAUAUUUAUAUUAGGAGCCUAAUACUGAUUGCUCCAGUUUGAAAACAAGGCCUUUAUUGUCAAAGCUCUCAGAACUAGCUGUUGGAUUAAAUAGCUAGCAUUACCCUCAUUAUACUUUGGAAAAUUAUUACGAACAAAGCUAUUUCCCUUUUUGGGUCUUCUAAACUUACUUUAUUAGUCUCCAUCUGAAAUCAUAGAAUCACAGAAUAGCUGAGGUUGACUACCAUUGACUAUCUGGUCCAACCUCUCAGCCCUAAGCAGUGUCAGCUAGAGCAGGAUACUCUGUCCAGUUUUUAAUAUCUCCAAAGAUGGAGAUGCCUAAACUUCUCUAGGCAACCUGUUCUGGUAUUUGAUAACCCUCACUGCAAAAAAGUUCUUUCUUAUGUUUAAAAGGAAUUUCUUGAGUUUCAAUUUGUGACCAUUGCCUCUUGUUCCUUCACUGGAUACCUCUGAGAAGUCUGGCUCCAUCUUCUUUACUGUCCUCUAUCAGGCAUUUAUAUACAUUCCUAGCGUCCCCUGAGCUUUCUUGAGUCUAAACACUCUCAGCCUCUCCUCCCAUGACAGAUACUCCAAUCCCUUAAUCAUCUUCAUGACCCUUUGCUGGACUCAGUCCAGUACAUCCAUGUCUCUCUUGUACUGAGAAGCACAGAACUGGACCUGGCACUCCAGAUGUGGUCUCACCAGGGCUGAAUAAAGGGGAAUAAUCGCUUUCCUUGACCUGCUGGCAGUGCUUUUCCUAAUGCACCCCAGGAGGCUAUUGGCAUUCUGUGUGGCAAGGGCACAUUGCUGGCUCACGCUUAACUUUUAUGUCUACCAAGACCCCGAGGUCUUUUUCUGCCAAGCUGUUUCCCAGCCAGUUGGCCCGCAGCAUAUACUGGUGCAUGGGGCUGUUCCUCCCCAGGUUCAGGACUUUGCACUUCCCCUUUGUUGAAUUUUAUGAGGUUCCUGUCUGCACGUUUCUCCAGCCUGUCGAGGUCCCUCUGACCCAUCUGGUUUAUCAAGCACUUCUCCAAGCGAUUAUAUUUCUUUUUUUGUUAAUCCCUGUGUUAAGAUUUGGAAGUACCGUUAGAUGAUGGCUGUCCAGGAAGAUUUAAACAACUUAAAAGAGAGAAAAUGUCCAGAUCAAAAGUACCGUAAUAUAUUUUGAGUGGCAAACAUUUUAAUUGAGUAAAAUAUAUUUCUGGGUUGAGUUGAAUGGCUAGUAAAGUGGAAGGCAGAAGCCAAGAGAAUGAAACUACCGAUAGCAUUAAAUAAAGCAUUCCUUACAUGGCUAUGAGCACACAACUGUAACGCAGGUGAAAUACAAUGAUGGUCAUGGUAGCAUCUUGUUUUCCAAAUAAUAAAUUUCUGGAAAUGUUUUCUUAACCACAUUCACCUGGAAAAUUUCUUCUGCAACUGGAACAGUUUUUAUUUUGCAAAACGCUACAGGUGGACAACUUCUGAAACCUACACUCUAUGUCUGCUAUGAACUGACAGCUUCAGAUUCAAAUCCAAAUCCCACUCCAAAUUGGCAGACUGAUGCUAAUCUGUAGAAUCACCCUAAAAUGCUGACACUUUCAGAAAAUUUAUACAGAGCUGCCUGAUUACCUGCUGGAAUUCAGUACAUUUUUUGAAACUUUGCAAUGUUAACUGUUAAACUAAACCCUCGUUCCUAAUAAGUUGAGCAUGAGUUAAAUCCAUUACUGACACUUUUGGGAAAUGAAAGCUUUAUCAAUUAUUUUACUAAUUUACGUUCCAAUCCUGCACUUAAGCUUUCUGUGUUUAGCCUGGAGUUUUGCCACAGUAAAGAGCUGCAGAACUGGUCUACUGCAUUUUGCCAUUCAGUUUUCCA
Aptenodytes forsteri (emperor penguin) is the source of this 4436-nucleotide messenger RNA. RefSeq names its product heat shock protein family A (Hsp70) member 12A (gene HSPA12A). Bases 207 to 1982 code for a protein of 591 amino acids. The record is from RefSeq and is a predicted model, not a curated record. NCBI's taxonomy places the organism in Eukaryota, Metazoa, Chordata, Aves, Sphenisciformes, Spheniscidae. The transcript has 11 exons.